Molecule: messenger RNA, 848 nt
Organism: Gamsiella multidivaricata
Lineage: Eukaryota; Fungi; Mortierellomycota; Mortierellomycetes; Mortierellales; Mortierellaceae
Exons: 5
Coding region: 153-710 (185 amino acids)
Source: RefSeq, a predicted model, not a curated record
CAGCAGCAAGCGGGAGGGAGCCCGAGGGAGCCCGCCAUCGGAUGAGAGGAAGAGUUCGCAUUGUCUAGAUAUUACUAUCUGAGCACCUCCAUAACCCCUCUCCAUAUCCUACUUCUUUGAUCUUAACAAUAGUGCCCACAACGGUCAACAAGAUGGUAGCUACGCCAAUGGCACUCAGGAAGAGCACGAGCAAAUGCAUGGGGUGGAUGCUGGUAACUGCCUUAGUGGCCAGUGUUGGCCUUCUCAGAGGAGUCUCUGCAGCAUGUGCACCCUGUGAUAAUGCAGAGUCUGUUUUGAAGCCCUGCAAUUCCUCGUUGCAGAUGAAUACCUGGCCUGGCAUCUAUGUUUAUCAGCCAACAGAUGCUCAGGCCCAAUGUGCAUGCAAUCAAAACUUUUAUGAUCUGAUGGUGUCGUGUCUGAGUUGUCAGUCUUCAACCAGCGCCAAAUUAUCAGUCGCGCCCUUGGAUCAGUAUCAGCUUGUCUGCCAGUCGUUGGGCCAGACUGAGUUUCCAAAAGUUUACGUUCCAGGACAGACAUCGACCACGACGACAGCAGCACCAUCCACAAAUACGCCCUUGGCCACAUCAGGAUCCAACUCUGGCAACAAUGGAGCAGGUCAUAGCAAUCUUUCGUCUGGCGCUGUGGCCGGAAUUGUUGUCUCUGCAAUUAUCUCUACCUCAGCUCACAAACUUGCGUGUUAUGAACCCUGAUAACGACGACGAUGAUGAGCGCGGUAAUGCAGGCCGUCCAAGGAACCAGAACGGACAAAGUUUUGAUGUGACGCGAACGUCUCCAGGAUGGCGCCGUGGCAGCUUUGACGACGAUUGAAGAUGGACGUAAAACCAGUA